UGUGGGAUUUCUCAUUGGCUGGGCUGUGGGAUUUCUCAUUGGCUGAGCUGUGUGUUUCUCAUUGGCUGAGCUGUGUGUUUCUCAUUGGCUGGGCUGCAGCGUUUCUCAUAUUGGCUGGGCUGCGGCGUUUCUCAUUGGCUGAGCUGUGCGUUUCUGAUUGGCUGGGCUGUUGCUGGGUGGGGAAAGAAGUCUUCCUUUUGUAGUAAAGUAGUUGUACUUCCUGUCGGAGAUGCAAGCCUAGGUCUCUUCCUGGUUGGUGUAAUUGACCGUGUGUGAUGGGUAAGAGUCCUCCCUGUAGGCCUACCUUAGGACAGCUUCAUUAAGGUUUCUUUUAUUCAUUUCCACACUGCAGGCAGCCCAGCGCCUCUCUCCUGCAUCAUGCUAAGCAAGGGAAUCCAGACAAAGAGUACGUGAUGUCUGCAUGUGCAUGCAUGCAUGCCUGCAUGUGUGUGUUGAGAAGGUAGGAGCCACCUUUCCUGGUUCCGAAUCUUGGCUCUGCAACAUAGGAGCUGUGUGAUCUUGGGAAAUGGCUCCCUCACUCUGUGCCUCAGUUUGCUUGCCUCUCAAGUGGGGAGAAUGGGGUUCUUCCUCGGAAGGUGCCGUAUGGACAGAUGAGUUAGUGUGGGUGAAGCAUGUGGAACAGUGUCCAGUGCACAGUCAGUUCAUAGAAGUGCCGGUUGCUGUUGUUAAUAUCUUACAAAAACGCUUGAUUGCCACCUCAUCUGGAGCGUCUCUCUGUGUCCUUACACAGGGACAUGUUGUAACCUGUAGGACACUCUUGCUGGCACUCAUGGUCAGAUGCACCUUCAUUAAUGCACCUGCCCCACAGCUGGGCUCAUAGGUGGUUCCCGCUUCUCACCGUCUGUACGGCUCUGAGGCCGUAGAAAUCCUGGCAGCAGAUUCGGCAUCACCUCCUCUGGCUAGACUCGCAGAUGCACACACAGCAUAAGGCUCUCAAGAUAUUUUACCAACUUGGUCCAGAAAGAUUUGGAGGAGUGGCUGUUGCCCUUGCUGACUCCGCUCAUUGUCUUUUUCUUUUAUUCGUUGCCCUGUUGACGAGGGGAAGACUCGCACUGGCUGGAUUUAGCAUUUCUUCAAUCCUGUGGGGCAAGCGUCCGUUCACGUCUGUUGGCCACUUGCAUCUCUUUUGUGAAUUGCUUGUGUGUCUCUUUUUGUGAUUGUUUUAUUUGGAUGUUCGACUUUUCCUGCUGUGUAAGGUCUCUCUAAAUUCAGGGUGCAGGACCUUUGUCCUCUGUCUUCCAAAUGUCUGUUCUUCAUUUUUCAUCUGAGUUGAUGCUUCUCAGUUAUCAAGGAGUAACAACAAGUGUUGCUUUGACCUUUCACGAAUCACGCCUGUCUGUCCCCCUCGUUUUUCUCGGUCCUGCCUUUGGGGCUGUGCUGGCAUGGUGGCUGUGUAUUUGCUUUGGUUGUCUUGUGAUGCAUGUUUCUUUUUCAGUACCAUGGUCUUCAGAGCAUCCGGAGUUCACUUAAUGUAGGGAUGAGCUCCAUGUUUGUCCCCAGGACACCGGCCAUGCGGACAGCACGCCACUCCCCGGUGGUCUGGGUGGCCUUGUGACCUUCUCCAGAGCAACAUGUGGCGGUUGGGGCACUGGCACCCACCCCAGCUGGGGGCUGCAGCCCAGCCACUGCCCUCCAGGUGGGAUCCUCAGCCGUCUCUCCUCUCUCCCUCCCUAGGCACGUGCGCACAAGUGCAGCCGCCCCCGCGGGGCACGCUCCAGCUCCUUCGUGGUGAUGGCGCUUCUGUGGGGACUGUCAUCGUGUUCCACUGCCCCUCAGGCCACCAGAUGGUGGGGUCCGGCCUCCUCACCUGUACCUGGAAGGGGAGCAUUGCUGAGUGGUCUUCAGGGACCCCUGUGUGCAAGGCCGUGCCUCCCUCCGAGACCUUCGGCUUCAGGGUGGCUGUGAUUGCCUCCAUCGUCAGCAGUGCCAUCAUCCUGCUCAUGUCCAUGGCCUUCCUCACUUGCUGCCUCCUGAAGUGCGUGAAGAGGAGUGAGCAGCGGCGCUCAGACAGGGCGGCCCAGCUGUGGCUCCAGCUGAGAGAGGGGGACUUGGAGACCAUGCAGCCCGCCUACCUCGGUCUCAAGGGCCUGAGAAACAACGGCGGUGGUGGCGGGGAGCUGGGGAGCCGGCACGGCCAGGCGCACGACAACCACAGCUUCACCACAGACAUCGGUGAGGGCACCAGAGAGCUGGCCGGCGUGGCCUGUGGCGUGGACAAGGACCCCUGGGCUCCCAGUGGCCCCGCUGACUCACCCUACACCCAGGUGAUGGUGCACACGGUGUACCCAGGGCAGAGGCUGCCUGCCUCCAGGCCCACCUCGAGGAUGCCCAGACAGCCCGCCACCUACAUCCCAGGGUGACUGAAGCCGAGGCUGGAGCUCGCCCUGCACAAUGGAGGGCCACACCAGCCCCACCAGCCCCACCAGCCCCACCAGCCUGCCGCCUGCAUCUCGACAUGUCUCCAGCUCCAGAUGGGUCAGUGAAAGCAGCUUCCGGGUUUAGGGAUCCCACCGGGUGCCGAGCUGGGACCCCGGCUGGGGUGCCCUGUCCCGAGGGAGCCCAGCUGUAGCAGUUUUUAUAGGCAGGCUUGAAGCCGGUGAGGGUCACAGAACCGCUGCCCUCCCUCUGCCCAGGCUCCUUUCCAGAUGCUGGGGACGUUUUAAGCGCAUCUAGUUUUGCAUAGCGAGGGGGAAGGCCGCCAACUCCUCCGCAGCGGUCGCAGCUGCCGCCUCGCCCCCUCCCCGGCCCGCCCUCCCGGGGCUGCUGCCUGUGCGCAGGGACCCAGCGGGGUGCCGCACCCUCUCUCUGGAAGUUGUGGUAAGGGGUGUGACAUACGCAGUAAUUUUUCUAAUCCUGAAAAAUACAAAGGUAAAAAUCACCAUCUCGAUUUUUAAUCCCUGAGAAAGCAAACCUCAAGCGUAGGGAGCGGCGUGAACUGGAGUCCCGUGUGACCUCCGUGCCCAGCCGGCUGGGCGGGUCCCCUGGGCCCCGCGUGGCGCCCGCGCAGCUGCCGGCUGGCCCUGGGUCACCCCGGCGCCGCUCGCACGCUGCUGCCGCGGGGACCGCGUGGACGGGGCCGCCUCGCGCCCGGCAGCCGGAGCCCCACGUGGACGACGCGCUGCGGCCCCGCCGCCGGGUCCCGCUCGACGAGGGCAGGCAGCCGGGCGCGGCUCCCGGGGGCGCCAGGCAUGGAGGCCCCUCCACGGCCGCCACAGCCCCGACCCGGCCCCUGGUGGACGCAGGAAGAUGGAAAGCGGCCAGUCUCUUUCCCCAGCUCCGCUCCGCGAGGGAGCGCUGGCGGGAGCCCGGGCGGGACGCCGUGUGCCCGCGACCCCAUCCCCCGCGGGCGCCCCUGUGUCCCCAUGUCCCUGUGUCCCCGCGGUGCCCCACCACCGGCGCCCCUGUGUCCCCAUGUCCCUGUGUCCCCGCGGUGCCCCACCGCCGGCGCCCCUGUGUCCCCAUGUCCCUGUGCCCGCGACCCCCGCCAGCGCCCGUGUGUUCUCAGCCUCCCCCCCACCCCCACCGCCGGCGCCCGUGUGGACGCCCCGCGGGUACGCUCUAGACGUCUGCACCUGCCGGCGCGCAGCUUGUGUGCUGCGUCUAAAACGGUCUCGGGGCUGUUCUGGAGCCACAUCCACCUCGUCCGCAUGGCUGAGGGCAGGCUCCAGGCCGCACCCUCUGUGUCUCCCUCACCAGCGGAGCCCACGUCAGUCCUCCCUCCAGCUCCCUGCGAUUUGGGGUGCGAUUUUGGGGUGCGACCUGUCUGGCCACUGAGGAUCAUCGCUGAGGUCUGCCCUCUGACUUUCCCUGCUUCCUGCCUGGACGCCCCGCAGCCACAUUGGGGCUGCGAGGAGGGGAGCCUGGUGAAGAAGAGCGAGCCGUCCUGAAGGAGCCUGUGCUGCUCCCUGAAGCCACCUCUGUCAUGUUUUCCCCUCACUUACAAACACGUCCUGAUACAGGGUA
This is a messenger RNA of Equus caballus (horse), 3984 nucleotides long. The record is from RefSeq and is a predicted model, not a curated record. NCBI's taxonomy places the organism in Eukaryota, Metazoa, Chordata, Mammalia, Perissodactyla, Equidae.